Messenger RNA from Mytilus trossulus (common blue mussel), 2431 nucleotides. RefSeq names its product zinc finger protein 227-like. The record is from RefSeq and is a predicted model, not a curated record. Bases 174 to 1742 code for a protein of 522 amino acids. Lineage: Eukaryota; Metazoa; Mollusca; Bivalvia; Mytilida; Mytilidae. The transcript is spliced from 2 exons.
UUUGUGGUUAUCGGCCUUUGAUACCAAUAGAAGGACAAGUUGUGAACUCGUUCGAAAAAUUGCUAAUUAUAUCAAUCUCUACAUGAAACAAGUAAAUUAAUAUCUACAUUUAUGUGAUACAUGACCAGUCUGUAAGACGUACACGCCAAUUUAAAAAAAGAUCACUCUUCAGAAUGGAUACGGGUGAAAAAACUUACACAUGUGAUGUAUGUGGGAUAGAUUUCAGUAACUUCAGAUCACAUACGAUACACACAAGAACCCAUACUGCUGAUAAACCUUACACAUGUGAUGUGUGUGUUAAAGGAUUUAAUGAUAAAAAAGGCUUCCUUCAACACAUGAUUAUUCAUAGUGUUGAUAAACAUGAUAAACCUUAUAAAUGUGAUGUGUGUGGUAAAAGUUUUAGGUUCGAUAAAACCUUAACAAAACACACACGAACUCAUACUGGUAAUAAGCGUUACACAUGUGAUGUAUGUGGUCAAGGGUUUACUAACUCCAGAAACUGUACAAAACAUAAAAGAAAUCAUACUGAUGAAAAGAGUAACACAACAUGUGAAUUAUGUGGCCAAGGGUUUAAUCACAAAAGUAACUUGAUAAGACACAUGCGAAUUCACACAGGUGAUAAACGUGAAAAACCUUACACAUGUGAUUUUUGUGGUAAAGGAUUUGGUUACUACAAAUCAUAUAAGAAACAUACAAAAACUCACACUAGUGUAAAACCUUUCAUAUGUGAUGUAUGUGGUAAAGGGUUCAAUAUCUGCAGUUCCUUAACGGCACACACAAGAAUGCAUACCGGUGAAAAACCUUACACAUGUGAUGUUUGUGGUAAACAUUUUGGUAGAAAAAGUGACUGCAAUAAACACAUGACAAUUCAUACUGGUUAUAAAUAUAAUAAACGUUACACAUGUGAUAUAUGUGGUAGAGAAUUUGACAACAGCAGUGAUUUCCACAAACACAUGCGAACUCAUACUGGUGACGAAUUUUACAAAUGUGAUGUAUGUGAAAAAGGGUUUAGUGACAUAACUUCCCAUAAUAGACACAUGAAGACUCAUACUGAUGAAAAUCUGAAUACCAGAGAAGCGUGUGAUAAAGGAUUAAGCGACAAAUGUAACUUUGAUACACACACGAAAAUUCAAACUUGUGAUAAACUUUACAACUGCGAUGUGUGUGGUAAAGAGUUUGGCAACAAUAGUUCUUUUCUUAGACACAUGAGAACUCAUACAGGAGAUAAGCCUUACAAAUGCGAUGUAUGUGGUAAGGAGUUUGGCAAGAACAGUUCAUGUCUUAGACACAUGAGAAUUCAUACUGGUGAGCAACACAGACCUUACAUUUGUGAUGCAUGUGGUAAAGGGUUUAAAUCAAAUAAGGAUUUAAUCACACACAUUAGAAUACAUACAGGCGAAACACCUUACAAAUGUGAUGUAUGUGGUAAAGGUUUUAGAAGUAUCAGAUCCCUUCAUAUACACAUGAUAACUCAUACAGAUGAAAAACCUUACACAUGUGAUGUAUGUGGAAAAGGAUUUAGGGACAAGAGCAACGUCCGUAAACACAUGAAAACUCAAAGUUGUACUCAUAAUACUCUAACAAAUGAGAAACCUUAUAAAUGUAGUGUUUGUGGGAAAGAGUUUAGCCUCAAUAGUACCUGUCUUUUACACAUGAAACUGACUCAUGCAGGUGAAUAUCUUACCAAUGCUGUGUAUGUGGUAGACAGUUUAGUGACGCCAGACAAGAUAAAAGACAAAUGAUAACUCACACUAAUGAAAACUCGCACAUGUGUUGUAACGGUAAAUAGUUUAGUGACACCGGACACUAUGAUACACUCAUAAGGGCUCAUACUUGUGAACACCUCGCACAUGUGUUGUUUGGGUAAACAGUUCAGUGACGCCAGACACUAUGAUAGACGCAUGAGAACUCUUACUGGUGAAAACCUUGCAUCUGACAGUGUUUGUGUUGUAAACAGUUAAGUGACACCAGACUCUAUGAUAGACACAUGUAAACUCAAUCUGGUAAAAACCUUGCACAUGUGUUGUAUGUGGUAGACAGUUGCAACUUGAGUGACACCGGACACCUCGCAUAUGUGAUGUAUGUGGUCAACACAAGAAACUAUAUGAAAGACAUAUAUGAGAACUCAUAAUAUAGAAAACCUCGCUAAUGCGUUGUAUGUGGUGAAUAGGUUAGUGACACCAGACACUGAAAUAGACACAUGAGAACUCAUACUGGUGUAAAGCUCGCAAAUGUGUUGUACGUGGUUAGUCGUUUAGUGACACCAGACACUGAAAUAGACACAUAAAAACUCAUACUAUAGAAAAUCUCACAAAUGUGUUGUAUGUUGUAAAUAGUUCAGUGACACCAGACACUGAAAUAGACACGCAUGAUUAGUUCAGGCAAUCAUUGAAAUAAAAUUCUAAACAAACAAUGUGUAUUUUGCAAAACA